Messenger RNA from Linum tenue, 1199 nucleotides. The record is from the annotation of a GenBank genome assembly. NCBI's taxonomy places the organism in Eukaryota, Viridiplantae, Streptophyta, Magnoliopsida, Malpighiales, Linaceae.
GUGGGCGGCAAAGAUGGCCACAGGAUUAGCAACCAAAAGAUAAGAGUUUGGCCAUGGCGCAAAAGCCAUAAAAAAAAAAUCACUCGUUGCCUUGUUUGAUAACUAGCCCUCUAAAAACGGAUGACACUUUCUGGAUAGAAUUCAGAAAGUUACAACCUUUUGCUCCUCAUCUAUCUAUCUUUCCAUGGCGGCCACCAUCAAACCAGUACUUCCUCCACCACAACAAUUCACUCCAGCUAAACAAACCCUUCUCCCUGCUUCUCCAUGGAUUUCCUGCAAACCCAUUUCCCAUGGCGGCCAUUCGUCACUCGGCAUUACUAGUUCCCCUCACUUUACCAGCAGGCCGCCACUCUCAGCCUCCGUUUCGUUCGACCCAUCCAGGAACUUCGACCUCACUUUAUUUGACGACGAUCAAGAUGCGUCGGAUGUAGCGCCGCAGCCGAUGCCGCCGAGCCAGGGGAGGUACGAGGUUGUCAUCGACAAUGGCAUCAUUGGCAGCCUCGAUUUGUCUCCGUUUCGCGAUGCUAUGCCUGCGGGCAUCAUUGAAGCUUCCGAUUCCCCUGCCUCAGCGGAUGACGCGAAGCAAUUGUUGGAACGAAGCGUGGGAUUUACGAUAAACUACACGAGGGAGGACCCUCGGGAUCCUCGAGAGCUGUCGGAAUUUCCAGACGUGAGGCUCUGGUUCGUGAGGCUGGAUGCAGCUUAUCCAUGGCUGCCUGUGGUGCUUGACUGGAGAGCAGGGGAACUCGCUCGUUACGCCGCCAUGAUGGUCCCUCAUCAGAUGAACAUGAAGAUGGGGGUUGUGUUUAAUCCGGAGGCGUUGGAGUUGUUUGUGAUGAAGAAAGUGUUCGUUGUGUAUUCUUGGUUGAAGGAGCAGAAUGUUAGCAAGGCGAGAUUGAAGACUAGUGAUAUGGCUAGAAUGCUUGGGUUUGGGAUUGGAAAUGAGCUUUUUGACUUGAUUGAUAGAAAGUGAAAAAUUAUUUCUGAAUUUUUUUCAUAACUCCACAUUAUGUGUAAAGAGUAGUUUAUUAUAGAUGAUUGUUGGUCUCCAAUUAACCAUCACGUUCAUCCAAUGAUCAUAAAAUUGCGUAUUUUAGGGUUUUUGUUUACAUUAUUCUCUUGGCCUUGUUUUGUUUUGUGAUUAUCGUUUGCAAGCUGAUAUUUUUUUUUAAUUUAUAUAAUGGUAAAAUAGUUGCAAG